AUGCCGCCCCAGCCCCCGCCACGCUUGGGCUACCGCUCUGGCAAGCCAAACUUUGUCGAUGAGUCCUUGUUCGGCAGCAAAAAGCCUGAGCGCUCGCAGAGCGCGACUGCCGACGGUAGCUCCUUAAAGCUGACGGCAGCGGCCCGGACAAUCAGCCCCAAGGACCGCGACGUCGUGACGCUAACGAAGAACGACUUAACACGCAUGCUGAAGCCCUCACCGAUUAUGACCGCGGAGGACGUCGCGGCUGCCAAGAAGGAGGCCGAGGCAAAGCGCGAGCAGCUGCAGGCGGUGUCGAAGGCGCGCAAGGAGAAGAUGCUCAAGCUGGAGGAGGAGGCCAAGAAGCAGGCUCCGCCCACGGAGACGGAGAUCCUGCAGCGGCAGCUCAACGACGCGACACGCUCACGCGCUACGCACUUGCUGUUGGAGCAGAAGGACGCCGUCAAGAACAUGAACCAGAUGAUGCUGUACUCGAAAUGCGUCACCAUCCGCGAUGCGCAGAUAGAGGAAAAGAAGCAGAUGCUGGCCGAGGAGGAGGAGGAGCAGCGGCGGCUGGACCUUAUGAUGGAAAUCGAGCGUGUAAAGGCCCUCGAACAAUAUGAGGCACGUGAGCGGCAACGGGCAGACGAGCGGCGCCGAGGUGCCGCGGUGCUGAACGAGCAGAUUAAAGAACGGGAACGCGAGCGCAUCCGGCAAGAGGAGCUGCGAGACCAGGAGCGCGUGCACAUGCUCAAGGAGAUGGAGCGGCUGAAGGAGGAGGAGAUGCAGGCGCAGAUUGAGAGGAAGCUGCAGGCCAAGUACCUCAUGGAGGAGGUGGCAACGGCGAAUUCGGAGCAGAUUCGGCGCAAGGAGCAGAUGAAGGUCCGCGAGAAAGAAGAGGACAUGCGGAUUGCCGAGUAUCUUCUCCAAAAGGAGUUCCGCGAGCAGGCCCUCGCUGCGGAGAAGGAGCGGAUAGCAAAGGAGAAGGAGAUGGAGGUGGCACGGUUGCGCGCGAUGCAAGAGAGGGCGGCCGACAAGCAGGCGGAGCUGGACGAGCUGCGCGCGCGGCGAUACCAGGAGGCCAAGGAGCGCGAGUGGCGCCAAAAGGAGCGGGCAUAUGCGGAGCGGCAAGCGGCCAUGCAGCAGGAGCUGGCGCAGGCCCGCACGGCGCAGCAGGCGGCCAAGAUCAAGCAGAAGGCAGAAAUGGCGAAGCUCGAGCACGACGAGUUCAUGCGUGUGCUGGCGGUCAACCGGCAAAAAGAGUACGAGGAGCUACAGCAGACGGUUAACUCGAUGACCCUCAACGCAAAGUACAAGGAGGAGUUGCUGGCCCAGAUCCAGGCUAACGACGAGCGGCGCAAGCGCGAGCGCCAGGCGUACCUGGAGGACGGUGCGCGGCUGCGUGAAGCAGCCGAGAAGGAGAAGCAGCUGCUGACCCAGAUAAAAGAACGGAAAUUGACCGAGCUUGAACAGGCAGGCGUGCCGGGCAAGUACCGGGCUGAGCUUGAGAAGAUGAAGGUUAAGAUUUAAGCGCCAGUCAGUGUGGUAUUGAUGUUUUCGGGAGCUGGUUCUGAGGGAUAUGCUCUGGGUCAGGUUUUAAAACUAAGGGUGCAUGGGUUAAAGCGGGGAUGAACACGGGUGCCACAUGUGCGUGGCAUGUACGGGAUUGCAUGACUUACAGCGAUCAGCAAUCACGGUGCAGUACGAUUACUAUUUGUGCGAAUGAAUGAGUUGCACUGCGCAGGUAGACAGGCCUAGGUUAGGUACAUAGUGGGAGACGCCGCAAAUCCUUAGACUCAUAGGUAGGCCCUAGGUAGGCACUUACUUCAGUGCAAUCGCGGCUAACUUAACGCUGCAUGCAGAUAUUCGUUGUACGCUGUGCUUAGAAGACCAGUGACAUGACAGAUGUGGGUGUCAUUGGGGGGAGACGUACGGGGCGCUGUAAUUGCGCUCGCAGCAGGGCCAGUAAGCUUUAGGAGAGGCGGGGCGGACGGGCCAAGAAACUGUAGAACAGGGGCGAUGCGGCAAUGCACGACGGUCUGGCGCUUCCGUCGCUUGGACACAGCAGCAUCGUACUGCUUGGGUACUGCGGCACUUAGCUGUCCGUGUGCUGGGAGGCUUAUGGCACUGGUGUUGCGCUAAGCCCCUGGAAAUUGACGAUGGCUGCCAGACACGCAUUGAUGCGGAUGCGGUCCCGCACUGAACCGACUUGCUUGCGUAUCACCGUCGGGGCAUAAGAAUGGGCUGCAUGGCUCACUUGCGGUGGUUUCAUCAAUAAUUUGUACAUCCAAACGGUACGGUUUGCCGGUGUGUAGGUGACACACAUGAUCGUUGAGGUGAGAGCCCGGAUGGUGUAACCGUGAAGCGAUG
Volvox carteri f. nagariensis is the source of this 2349-nucleotide messenger RNA. RefSeq lists its product as uncharacterized. Bases 1 to 1509 code for a protein of 502 amino acids. NCBI's taxonomy places the organism in Eukaryota, Viridiplantae, Chlorophyta, Chlorophyceae, Chlamydomonadales, Volvocaceae. The transcript is spliced from 5 exons. The record is from RefSeq and is a predicted model, not a curated record.